Andrographis paniculata is the source of this 4704-nucleotide messenger RNA. RefSeq names its product xanthine dehydrogenase 1-like. NCBI's taxonomy places the organism in Eukaryota, Viridiplantae, Streptophyta, Magnoliopsida, Lamiales, Acanthaceae. The transcript has 14 exons. Bases 303 to 4415 code for a protein of 1370 amino acids. Gene Ontology annotation, molecular function: iron ion binding; FAD binding; 2 iron, 2 sulfur cluster binding. The record is from RefSeq and is a predicted model, not a curated record.
CACAGGACAAGAAACGCCCAGUCACACUCCAAACUGCACCUGAUAAUUAUCUUUGACCACUUUCUUUGAAGAAGAAGCUAGUCCAAAUAAUGGACGGGUUUCCACGAUCCUAAUCUAAUUCGUUGAGGAUUGUCGGAUUGCGACGACCUCCUAUUACCACCUUUUUUCUCAUCUCCCCUAAUCUAAGAAUUCCGAAUUUGGCAAUUCUGCUUUCAGGGACAAUUUAGGGGUUAAGGACGAUUCUGCUUUCGGGUUUUCGUAAAUCAUUCUUCGUGGUUGCACCAGCUACACAGAGUCGCUCGAUGGGGUCUAUGAUGGCAGAGAGUGACAUGAAGACACUAGAGGAAUCGAAGCCAAAGGAACCGAUUCUGUAUGUUAAUGGGGUCCGUCGAAUUUUGCCUGACGGAUUGGCCCACCUCACACUUCUAGAGUAUCUCAGAGACAUAGGCCUGACUGGUACAAAGCUUGGGUGUGGUGAAGGAGGUUGUGGAGCAUGCACUGUGAUGAUUUCUUACUUCGAUCAAAAUUCAAAGAAAUGCGUGCAUCUUGCAAUUAACGCGUGCUUGGCUCCUUUGUAUUCUGUUGAAGGAAUGCAUGUUAUUACAGUCGAGGGAAUUGGUAAUCGUAGAUAUGGUUUGCAUCCAAUCCAGGAAUCAUUAGCGAAGUCACAUGGCUCACAAUGUGGAUUUUGCACCCCGGGUUUUAUUAUGUCCAUGUAUGCGCUGCUGAGAUCAUCUGAAAUACCACCCACAAAAGAGGAUAUUGAAGAAAGCCUUUCAGGCAAUUUAUGUCGAUGCACAGGCUACAGACCGAUAGUUGAUGCAUUUCGUGUAUUUGCAAGAACAGAUGACACCUUGUACACCAACACAUCCUCCUCGGACCUUUCAGAUGCAAAUUUUACUUGCCCUUCCACUGGUAAGCCGUGUUCUUGUGGGAUGAGUAUUAGGAAUGAUAAAGAUACGAGUCAAAAUGGUAUAUGCCACAGCAACAAUCUGAAGCCGAUCUCUUUCAGUGAUAUUGAUGGAGCUGCAUUCACCGAUAAAGAGCUUAUUUUUCCUCCAGAGCUUUUGAUGAGGACAUUAACUACUUUAAGUUUGGAGGGUGCAAAUGGGCUUAAGUGGUAUCGGCCAUUGAAGCUUCAGCAUGUACUUGAUAUAAAGGCUAGAUAUCCUCAUGCUAAAUUACUUGUUGGUAGCACAGAGGUAAGUAUUGAGACAAGGCUUAAAAGUUUCCACUAUCCAGUUUUGAUCCAUGUUGCCCAAGUGCCGGAACUUAAUCAAUUGACCAUAAAAGAUGAAGGCUUGGAGAUUGGUGCUUCAGUUAAACUUUCGGAACUGGCCAAAACAUUAAAGGUAGCUUUAGAUCAGCGUGCUUCUUUUCAAACUUCAUCAUGUAGAUCCAUCCUUGAACAACUGAGAUGGUUUGCUGGUGCUCAAAUAAGAAAUGUAGCAUCUGUUGGUGGAAAUAUUUGCACUGGCAGUCCUAUCUCAGAUCUCAAUCCCCUGUGGAUGGCUGCUGGGGCAAGUUUCGAAAUAUCUGAUUGUAGAGGAAAUAGGCGGACAUGUGCGGCAGUAAAUUUCUUUCUGGGUUAUCGCAAAGUGGAUCUGGCAAGUGAUGAGAUUCUUGUUUCUGUUUUUCUCCCUUGGAAUCAGCCAUAUGAAUUUGUGAAAGAAUUCAAGCAAGCUCACAGGAGAGAUGAUGAUAUUGCUAUUGUGAAUUCUGGAAUGCGUGUGCGCCUGGAAGAGAAGAAUGACAAAUGGGUGGUUUCUGAUGCAUCCAUUGUUUAUGGAGGAGUCGCUCCCUAUAGUAUUUCUGCAAAGGAAACAAGUGAAUUUUUGAUAGGGAAGUGCUGGAACAAAGAGCUGUUGCAGGGUGCUCUGAAAGUACUGCAGAAGGACAUUUUACUAAAGGAAGACGCCCCAGGAGGGAUGGUAGAGUUUAGGAGAUCUUUAAUACUAAGUUUCUUCUUUAAGUUUUUCCUGUGGAUCUGUCAACAAGUGGAUGAACAUAUGUCUUCUGAUGAGAAAGUUCCAGCAUCUCAUCUUUCAGCAAUAAAAUCAAUUCACUACCCUUCUGUUAUGGGAACUCAGGAUUAUGAUAUUGUAAAGCGUGGUAGUGCUGUUGGAGUUCCUGAAAUGCAUCUCUCAGCAAAACUCCAGGUUACAGGUGAGGCAGAGUAUACAGAUGAUGUUCCUAUGCCACCUAACAGUUUACAUGCAGCACUGGUAUUGAGCAAAAAACCCCAUGCUCGUAUACUUAAGAUAGAUGAUGAAGCAGCAAGAUCAUCUCCUGGGGUUGCAGGAAUUUUCUUUUCCAAGGAUAUCCCAGGGGAACACAUGAUUGGGCCAACUAUUUUAGAUGAGGAACUUUUUGCUUCUGAGAUUGUGACAUGUGUGGGGCAGGUUAUUGGAGUUGUGGUGGCUGAUACCCAUGAAAAUGCAAAGCUUGCUGCUCGAAAAGUCAACAUUCAAUAUGAAGAACUACAAGCAGUCUUAUCCAUUGAAGAUGCUCUCAAAUCUAAUAGUUUCCAUCCUAAUACUGAAAGAUGUCUUGUAAAAGGGGAUGUUGAACAUUGCUUCUCAUCUGACCAAUGCGAUAAGAUUGUAGAAGGAAAGGUGCAGAUAGGGGGUCAGGAGCACUUUUAUUUGGAGCCAAAUAGUACUCUAAUAUGGACUAGCGAUGCAGGAAAUGAAGUUCAUAUGAUAUCAUCUACACAAUGUCCUGAGAAACACCAAAAAUAUGUUGCUCGUGUUCUUGGUCUCCCAAUGUCCAAAGUGGUCUGCAAGACCAAAAGACUUGGGGGUGGAUUUGGAGGGAAAGAAACCCGGUCUGCUUUCCUGGCUGCUAUAGCUGCAAUUCCUUCAUAUUUGCUGAAUCGUCCUGUGAAGAUUACACUAGACAGGGAUGUAGACAUGAUGAUAACCGGACAACGCCAUAGCUUUCUCGGGAUGUAUAAGGUUGGUUUUACGAAUGAUGGAAAAGUACUUGCUUUGGAUCUUGAAAUCUACAAUAAUGCUGGAAACUCGCUUGAUCUUUCACUUCCGGUGCUUGAGCGUGCAAUGUUCCAUUCAGACAAUGUGUACGAGAUUCCGAAUGUUAGGAUUAAAGGAAAGGUCUGCUUCACUAAUUUUCCCAGUAAUACUGCUUUCCGAGGCUUUGGCGGCCCACAGGGCAUGUUAAUUACUGAAAAUUGGAUUCAAAGAAUUUCCAUGGAAGUUAAUAGAACUCCGGAAGAAAUUAGGGAGAUCAAUUUUCAAAAAGAGGGAUCAGUUUUGCAUUAUGGUCAAAGAAUUGAACAGUCCACCGUGGAACGUCUAUGGAAUGAAUUGAAGAUGUCCACAGACAUUUUGCAUGCUCGCAAAGAAGUUGAGCUAUUCAAUCUUCAAAAUAGGUGGAGGAAGCGGGGAAUAGCUAUUGUUCCGACAAAAUUUGGCAUCUCUUUCACUGCCAAGUUUAUGAAUCAGGCAGGUGCUCUUGUUCACGUGUACACAGAUGGAACUGUGUUGGUCACACAUGGUGGUACAGAGAUGGGGCAAGGUUUACAUACAAAAAUUGCACAGAUUGCUGCUUCUUCCUUCAAUAUUCCACUCAGCUCUGUAUUUAUAUCAGAGACAAGUACAGAUAAGGUUCCAAAUGCCUCCCCAACAGCUGCUUCUGCAAGUUCUGACAUAUAUGGUGCAGCUGUUUUGGACGCAUGUGAACAAAUAAAAGCACGAAUGCAGCCUCUAGCUUCCCAACAUAAAUUUGGCUCAUUCACUGAGCUUGUCAAGGCCUGCUACAUGGAGCGAAUAAACCUUUCUGCUAAUGGGUUUUAUAAGACACCUGAUAUUGGCUUUGACUGGACAACUGGUAAAGGGUCUCCAUUCAGAUAUUUCACUUAUGGAGCUGCAUAUGCGGAAGUUGAGAUUGACACAUUAACUGGAGACUUCCAUACAAGGAGGGCUGAUGUGAUUUUGGAUCUUGGAAUAUCUCUAAAUCCAGCACUUGAUGUUGGACAGAUUGAAGGGGCAUUUGUGCAAGGUCUUGGGUGGGUAGCUCUUGAAGAGCUGAAAUGGGGUGAUGCUGCUCACAGGUGGAUACCAGCAGGAUGUUUGUAUACAUCCGGGCCUGGUAAUUACAAAAUUCCUUCCAUUAAUGACGUCCCCUUCAAAUUUAACAUCUCCCUUCUCAAGGAUGCUCCUAAUGAUAAGGCCAUCCACUCAUCCAAAGCAGUGGGAGAGCCCCCAUUUUUCCUUGCCUCAUCCGUUUUCUUUGCCAUCAAGGAUGCUAUCAUAGCUGCACGGGCUGAAGUAGGCCUCACUGAGUGGUUCCCUUUUGACAAUCCAGCAACUCCUGAACGUAUUCGAAUGGCUUGUGUGGAUGAAUUCACGAAACCGUUCUGCGAUGCUGAUUUCCGCCCUAAACUCAGUGUUUAGGAUCAGUCCUAGAUUGUGGAAUAACAGCCUUCUUUGUAAUUGUGUCUGUAAGUUGUUCAGACUUCUGAUCACAUUCAGACUAUAAGUUGUUCCCUAGAUCGUAUGUAUCAUAUCAAUAAAGAUGUUCCACAAAGAAUGACUUCCUAACAAUGUGUUGGGUAGUAUUUCUAACUAUUGUAUGUAAUGAAAACUGCAAAUAAAAAUCUAUUCUGCUGUAUGAAGUGAGUCUAUGCCGAUAUGUGCUCAUAUUUUACAUGGUCAUAUCUUGUUUAAUAUUGACAAGGGUUUA